This is a messenger RNA of Pyricularia grisea, 2924 nucleotides long. RefSeq lists its product as uncharacterized. Gene Ontology annotation, cellular component: mitochondrial inner membrane. NCBI's taxonomy places the organism in Eukaryota, Fungi, Ascomycota, Sordariomycetes, Magnaporthales, Pyriculariaceae. The transcript has 2 exons. Gene Ontology annotation, molecular function: RNA binding. The coding region runs from base 109 to 2808 and encodes 899 amino acids. The record is from RefSeq and is a predicted model, not a curated record.
UGCCUAUCCAGCCUUUCCGGAAUUUAUCCAUCAGCUGAACCAAGAACAAAAACACUCCUAUCAUACCUGAGACUUUAAUGUUACAAGGCGGAGCAAAAUGAAGAAGAGAUGACGAGAGGGACGCGACUUUUGCCUUUUAGGUUGCUGGCCUUUGGGCCUGCAGCAACACGGCAACCAACGACUGCACUCUGGAGGUCCAGGGUAACGUUGACUCCAGCUACCAGGGUAAGCUUUCCGGGUUCGGGUUUGGGUUCGGGCUUGAAUAUAUACAACCGUCGGUUGGAAAGCACGACAGCUACAACAUCUGCAUUAUCAUCGUCAACACCAAAAUCCGAUGAUGCCGCUGGUGAAGUUGACUAUGGCCACAUUGUGCCCGGCCCCAAUGAGGCUAUCCUAUAUCUUGACAACAUCUUCCCCUUGGGCCUGAGCGCAAUUCUCUGGCGCCGAUGGGGUACCGACAAAGACUUUUCAGAGCAGCUCCUCAAGCGCUUUGAAAAGUCAUCCUUCGGCAUCACGGACCCCAUUUCCAUGGUGAAGCGUUCCAUCCCGAAAAGUCUACCCAUCAAAGUGACAGAGAUCAUUCCACGCCUUAAAGAUGGCGGCGCUUUCGUCAAAUUCAGCCAUGGGCCAGAGACUACGCCGGCUGAAAUCGAAGAAUCGCUAGCGAAGAGCCUACAGGAUCGCCCCGUCAAGCCGUGGUUCAACCCGUUCACGUCUGUACGGGUCAACGCGGUCAAGGGUGUGCCUUGGCUCGAGGAUCUGUACCGCCUCCCUAGGGCUCGGCUCAAGGUAGAGUUCUGUCCGCCCAGGGAGCUUUCAAAAGACGCCACCAGCACGGAGCUUUCACAAGAGGCUCUGUACGGCCUCUUCCGCCGCUAUGGCAAGCUCUCCGAGAUCACGCCUCAGCCUUCCGACAGCAAAGUGACACCACGAUUUGCACAUGUUGACUUUGUCAGGGUCCGCGAUGCUGUAGUGGCACGGAACUGCCUGCACGGCUUAACGAUCAGCAAGGACAACAGCGCCACCCGCCUCAGACUAUCCUACGAACAAAGGGUCAAGCCGCACAAGAUCUGGGAGUGGACUACGAGCCACCCUCGUAUCGUCAUUCCUAUACUGGCUGCCCUGCUAGCCGCCUUUACCGUCGUUGUGUUUGACCCGAUCCGCGAAUUCUUCGUACGGGCCCAUGUCCAAGGGUCAUUCCGCGUCAGCAACAGUCGGCUGUACAGAUGGUUCAAGCGGCGAACCGCAGACGUUACCAACAGCGUCUUCCAGCGACGCCACGACAAGGGCGAGCAGGCCGGUUUGCAGGCCCUAUGGUCGCAGCGCAAGGAUAUCAUUGACUCGGUGCAGAAGUGGCUGCUUGAAACCGCCGAUACUUUCAUUGUCGUACAAGGGCCACGGGGUUCAGGCACUAAAGAGCUUAUUAUCGACCAGGCGCUCAAGGGGAGGCCCAAUGUGCUGGUGAUCGACUGCAAACCUAUCGUCGAGGCGAGAGGGGAAAGCGGGACAAUCAGGAAGCUAGCCGUUGCAGUUGGCUACCGACCUGUCUUUUCCUGGGCCAACUCGCUCAGCAGCAUGAUCGAUCUUGCGGUACAGGGCACGACCGGUGUCAAGUCAGGCUUUUCCGAGACCCUCGAGUCCCAGAUAGUAAAGAUCUUGCACACAACCGCGUCCGCUCUGAAGAAGGUUUCUCUGGAGCAAUACAAAAAAGACGGAUCCGGUGCCGAAAUGUCUGAGGACGCUUACCUCGAGGCGCAUCCCGAGAAGCGUGCUGUCAUUGUCAUCGACAACUUCUUGCACAAACACGAUGACGGUGGACUAGUCUAUGACAAGAUUGCUGAGUGGGCAGCCGCCAUGGUUCAAAGCAACAUUGCCCACGUUGUUUUCUUGACAAACGACUCGUCCUAUUCAAAAUCCCUGUCAAAGUCCCUGCCUGACCGUAUCUUCAGACAAGUAUCCCUCGGUGAUUUGUCACCUUCAGUGGCCAAAAAGUAUGUCCUCGGUCAUCUUGAGGGCCUAGACCGUGAUGAAAGUCUCAAGGAUGACAACAGCGAGAAUUCCGAAGAUGAUAAAGGGGCCGAAAAGCCGAGUGAACAUGAUAUUGAGGUUGAAUCCAAGCGGCGCCGAGACUUGGCAGAGCUGGACGGCUGCAUCGAUACCCUAGGUGGCCGCCUUACCGACCUCGAAUUCUUGGCCCGACGACUAAAGAGUGGCCAGAGUCCCCGGAACGCCAUCUCGGAAAUUGUGGAUCAGUCGUCCUCGGAGAUCAUCAAGAUGUUCCUGCUUGCCAAGAAAAGCCUUGAAGGCACUCAGACGCAGUGGUCCCCCGAGCAGGCCUGGUUCCUGAUCAAGGAGAUUGCGUCAAAGACCAGCCUGCGGUACAACGAGGUACUCUUAUCGCCCACCUUUGCGUCCUCCACCACUCCGUCGGCGGCGGACGGUGAGGCUGCCAUCGAGGCCCUAGCAGCCGCGGAGCUGGUGACUGUCACGUCGCACCGCGGCAGGCCACAGACCAUUCGUGCCGGCAGACCCGUAUACCAAGCAGCAUUCACCCAGCUCACUCAGGAUGCAGUCCUCAAGGCAAGGAUGAACCUGCUCCUUUUGACGGAGCUGUCCAAGGUAGAGGCCAAGAAUAUCGACAAGGUUGAAACUGAGCUGGCAUUGCUUGGUGCGCUCCCUAAGCAGCCACGGGAGAUAACGGACAGGGUGACAUACCUGCUGGGCAAGCUACACAGUUCUCAAGUCAAGGUUGCUGAGCUGGACCGGGAAAUGGCUGCAUUGAAAGGUGUGCUUGUACGCGAGGUUUGAGGGGCGAGGCCACUUACUUUCCUAUUUACCUUGACUUUUACCUUCCUCUCUACUCUCCUCUUUAAUCUCCUCUUUACUCUGCUUUUCUAUCUGUACCCAUGAUAUAAGGAGGCUAA